AUGAUUCCUCCUUCUUUAAUCAUGAUAGAAAACUUUACAGCAAGGCAGAAAUAUCUAAUCCUCGGAAUUCUUAUAAUUGGCCUACUAAUCCCAUUUGCUAAUAUAAUUGCCUGAUGCUUCCUUUUGUGUCUUCUAUUCUCUGUAGCUACUCUUGAAUACAGAGUUCAUCACAAUACCAAAUUAAUGCCAAACCCCUUCAAAAACAUGGUCCCAAUUCCUGAGCUUUGCAUUGACUGAUAUUUUAAAGAAGUUCCCAAUCAGUAUUACUGCUUAAAAACCUCCCAAUUUAGCUAUGCUCCAGAAACAUGGAAAACCAUGAUAAAGAAUAUUUUAAAUAUUCGUGAUUUAAACCAAGAAAUAUAUUUUAUGACAUAUAGAAAAGAGUUUAAAACUUGGUAUUUUGCAAUGGUAAACCAAGGAUUCAUGUGAACAUUUACACUUAUUGCUAUUGUGAUUAUUGGGAUUCCUGUUGUCAUUCUAAUUGAUUUUGCAGUUGCUGCAGCAUUAUAG
Blepharisma stoltei is the source of this 510-nucleotide messenger RNA. The record is from the annotation of a GenBank genome assembly. NCBI's taxonomy places the organism in Eukaryota, Ciliophora, Heterotrichea, Heterotrichida, Blepharismidae.